This is a messenger RNA of Lytechinus variegatus (green sea urchin), 6563 nucleotides long. RefSeq names its product deleted in malignant brain tumors 1 protein-like. The transcript is spliced from 23 exons. Gene Ontology annotation, cellular component: membrane. Bases 93 to 6563 code for a protein of 2156 amino acids. Lineage: Eukaryota; Metazoa; Echinodermata; Echinoidea; Temnopleuroida; Toxopneustidae. The record is from RefSeq and is a predicted model, not a curated record.
UUAGACUCCGAGGGAGCAAGAACGUCCGUGAGGGUCGGGUCGAGAUCAACUACAACGGGGAGUGGGGUACGAUAUGCGAUGACUCCUGGGACAUGGUGGAAGCCGACGUUGUGUGUCGUAUGAUAGGGUAUCCCCAUGCCACGGCGGCGCCCAAGGCAGCGAGGUUUGGUCCAGGUGAAGGGGCUAUAAUCCUUGAUGAGAUUCAGUGCGAUGGAUCGGAGAGGACGAUCCAGGAAUGCCCCCACGACGGGUUCCUGGAUCAUAACUGCAACCACGGGGAAGAUGCCAGUGUGAUCUGUGAUCUGAACAUGCGGCUUGUGAAUGGCACCGUGCCAGGGCGUGGUCGCCUAGAGGUGUACCAUACUGGUAAGUGGGGGACGGUCUGCGAUGAUGCAUGGAGUCUGGAGAACACCAACGUUGUCUGCCAGGCCCUGGGAUACCCCGAAGCCACCGAGGAGAACCUCCCGCUCCAGACAAGCUUUGGUUACGGCACCGGUGACAUCAUCCUGGAUGAUGUGGUUUGUCGAGGCAACGAGACGGAACUAUACGAGUGUUUGCAUGAGCCGUAUUUUAAGAGCAAUUGCGAGCAUAGUGAGGAUGUCAGCGUUACCUGCCCACCUGUUGUUCGUCUGGUUGGCGGCCGAGCUCCAGAAGAGGGCAGGCUUGAAGUUUAUCACAAUGGAUUGUGGGGGACGGUCUGUGACGACGGUUGGGAUAUGCAGGAUGCUAACGUCGUUUGUCGCAUGCUUGGGUACGUUGCUGCUGAAGAACCUCUUCUUACAGUCUUCCAGCCAGGAAAUGGCAACAUCUUUCUUGAUGAGGUCAAUUGCCAUGGCAACGAGACAAGCAUUUGGGACUGCGAGAGCGAUGGACUGAUGGUCCAUAAUUGCGGGUCCAUUGAGGAUGUUGGACUGCGAUGUAAAACAGUGUUUACCACCCAUGAGCCCGUCUCCGAGCUUGAGGUGCGUCUUGUCGGGGGUCAAGGUGACCGUCAGGGUCGCGUCGAGGUCUUCUACAACGAUGCGUGGGGGACCGUCUGUGAUGACUCCUGGGACAUCAGGGAUGCCGAGGUCGUCUGCCGUAUGCUCGGAUUCCCCGGGGCGGAGUCGGCGCUCCCGUCCGCGUUCUUCGGUGAGGGGUCGGGCAGCACGUACCUGGAUAACGUUGGAUGCACAGGGGAAGAAGAGAACAUUGCGCAGUGCGUCCAUAACGGGAUCAUGGUUGAGAACUGCGGGCAUCACGAGGAUGCGGGCGUGGUGUGCUCCCCAUUGGUUCGUUUGGUGAACGGUAGCCACUACCGUGAGGGUCGGGUCGAGCUCUACUAUGAUGGCGAAUGGAGCACGAUAUGCAACGACGAAUGGGGGAUCCACGACGCUGAGAUUGUUUGCCGCAUGACAGGGUUCCCAGGGGUCGAAGGUUACCGAGUCUCCGGGGAGUAUGGGGAAGGCAGUGGAAAGAUUAUCUUGGACAAUGUGAACUGUAACGGGAGUGAGUGGGAUAUCUUUGGGUGCGGCCACAACGGUCUGUUUGUGCAUAACUGCAGACAUUCGGAAGACGCUGGGGCUGUGUGCACGUCAAGAGUGCGUCUCGUUGGCGGCACGACUAGCAACGAAGGCCGUGUUGAGAUGUAUCACAACAACGCUUGGGGAACCAUCUGUGAUGACGGGUGGGACAUCAAGGACGCGGACGUGGUCUGCCGGAUGCUGGGUUUCUACCGGGCCGAGAGCAUCCCGUCGUCAGGGAGAUACGGGAUGGGGCGGGGCCAGAUCCUCCUUGAUACACUGCGAUGUAAUGGCACUGAGGGUGAUAUUCUGGAUUGCGAACACGAUGGUCUCCUGAAACACGAUUGUGAUCAUGAAGAGGAUGCGACUGUCAUUUGCCUUGCCCCAACUGAAGCAGCGAAGAUGACCUUGGAUAUCCGUCUUGUUGAUGGUGGCAGCGCACGCCAGGGUCGUCUAGAGGUGGAAUACAACGGCGAAUGGGGUACGGUGUGCGACGAUGGCUGGGAUUUGCGCGACGCGGAGGUGGUAUGCCGCAUGCUCGGUUUCCCUGGGGCGGAGAAUGCCCUCUCUGGUGCGUUCUAUGGAGAGGGUACCGGGGCUACGGUGCUUGAUGACGUCAGUUGUGAGGGGACGGAGGAGGAUUUGGCACUCUGUCGGCAUAACGGUUAUCUGAUGGAGAAUUGCGGUCAUAGUGAGGAUGCAUCAGUUAUCUGCUCUCCGCUAGGUCGUUUGGUAAAUGGCAACAACUACCGCGAGGGAAGGGUAGAGGCGUACCACGAAGGCGAAUAUUACUCCGUCUGCGACGAUCUUUGGGAGAUGGAAGAAGGAAAUGUUUUCUGUCGUAUGCUUGGAUUUCCCGGUGCUGAAGCGGUUCACGCACUGGCCAACUUCGGACAGGGUGAGGGCGACAUUAUCCUCGAUAAUCUCAACUGCGAUGGGACAGAGGAUAGUCUGUUCGACUGCGAGGGCAGCACACUGUUCGAGCAUAACUGCAAGCAUAAUGAAGAUGCAGGAGUGACAUGCUCACAGAGUGUUCGUCUUGUGAAUGGAAGCGAUGCCCACGAAGGCAGGGUGGAGGUCUAUUAUGCAGGGGUAUGGGGUACCGUCUGUAACGACGAGUGGGAUUGGAAUGAUGCAAACAUCGUCUGUAGGAUGCUGGGCUACUCUGGAGCUGAGGUGUCACAAAAAAUGGCGGUCUUCGGAGCAGGUGUUGGUCCCAUAAUUCUGGAUGAUGUCUCAUGUUUAGGGGAUGAGUUGAGUAUCUUUGAGUGUCCUUCGAUGGGUAUCUUCAGGCACAACUGCGAGCAUGCAGAGGACGUUGGUGUUAUAUGCAUAGAAGAUAGCAAGGAGCAACAAUCCAGUCUCUCUCUGCGUCUUGCCGACGGACCAAACUCCCGAUCGGGUCGUGUCGAGAUCAAGUACGACGGAGCCUGGGGCACGAUCUGUGACGAUGAAUGGGACGUCGAUGAUGCCAACAUCGUCUGUCGCUCGCUCGGCUUCCCCGGGGCGGACCAGGCAAUACUCCGCGGCCGAUUCGGGGCCGGAGAGGGCGCCAUAGUUCUGGACAAUGUGAAUUGCGAUGGUUCGGAGGUGAACGUCGAGUCUUGCUUGCACAAUGGAUUCCUGGAGAAUAAUUGUGACCAUGACGAGGAUGCUGGUGUCAUCUGCCUUCCUCAGGCUCGUCUUGCGGAUGGGCCAAGCUACCGCGAGGGGCGCGUGGAGCUCUUCUACCAAAACGCCUGGCAUACAGUCUGCGAUGAUCAGUGGGACGAGCUGGACAGCGCGGUGGUCUGCGACGGCAUGCUUGGUCUCCCGGGAGUGGACGGCCCCCAGUGGGAGCUCUCUUUUGGGCCAGGGGAGGGGGAAAUCAUCAUGGACGGUUUGAACUGCUUGGGGAAUGAACCCAGUCUGUUCCAGUGCCGCAGCCGAGGGUUAUUCGUCCAUGACUGCACCCACUCUGAGGAUACUGGUGUGAUCUGCUCCCCUUCAGUCCGUCUCGCUAAUGGCUUUCGAGAGCAUCAGGGUCGCGUGGAGUACUACUACAAUAACCAGUGGGGAACCAUCUGUGAUGAUGAGUAUGGGUCCUGGAGCAUAGAGAAUGCCAACGUGGUCUGCCGGAUGUUGGGCUUCGUGGGUGCCGAGAGUGCCCGCGGGAGCGCGUUUUACGGAGAAGGCGACAGUGAUAUCGUCCUAGCGAAUGUCCACUGCAAUGGGAAUGAGACAAAUGUCGCAGACUGCUCGCGGAACCAGUUCUUGGACCACCUGUGUGCACAUUCGGAGGAUGUUGGGGUAGCUUGUUCACUUGGAGUUCGUCUAGUUGGAGGCAACAAACCGAGCGAAGGUCGCGUUGAGGUGUUCUACCGCAACGCUUGGGGAACCAUCUGUGAUGAUCUGUGGGAUAUGAACGAGGCUCACGUCGUUUGUCGAAUGCUCGGGUACUCCGGAGCCUCAGGAUAUACGAUAGGAGCAUCGUUCGGACAGGGCCAAGGUGCUAUAGUCCUUGAUAACAUGAUGUGCAAUGGUACGGAGGAGCGGUUGGCCGAUUGUGAUCAUAAUGGCUUCUACAAUCAGAACUGUGGACAUCACGAAGAUGCUGGGGUUAUCUGCAUUGAUCAGGUGACUCCUCCACCUGAGCCUUCCACCUCUGAACCUACCCUCCUGCCAGGCACACCACUGCUUCCCAUCGAAAUCACGAGCGGGGCAGUCCGCCUCCAGAACGGCAGCUCCGACCGUGAAGGUCGCGUCGAGGUGUUCCACAAUGGCUCCUGGCACCCAAUCUGCGAUGACACCUGGGACGAGCUGGAAGCAGAUAUCAUCUGCAGGACGCUAGGCUUCCCAGGGGCAGUUCUUGCCAAGCGGCACUCCUACUUUGGCUCAGGGAAUGGAAGCAUUCUUCUGGAUGACCUUGGUUGCUUCGGCAAUGAGACAGAUCUUCUCUCGUGCACACACGGAGGGCUGUACCAACAUAACUGUGGGUCGAUAGAACAUGCUGGAGUCAUCUGCCAAAAUACAGUAAGACUACAAGAUGGUGCCCGCCAACUUGAGGGUAGGGCGGAGCUUUACGCCAACAACGCCUGGAACACCAUCUGUGAUGAUGGUUGGGAUAUAGACGAUGCUGAUGUUGUUUGCCAGAUGUUAGGAUACCCGUCCGCCGAGGCAGCCACUGUGAGGGCGACUUAUGGUAGUGGGACAGGGGAUAUCCUACUGACAGGUGUGGACUGUAGCGGCAUGGAGAGCAGUAUCUUUGAAUGUGGCCACAGCGGACUUGACGUACCAAACUGCGAACAUUCUGAAGAUGCUGGUGUGGUCUGCUCACCAAAUGUUCGUCUUAUCAAUGGCAGCAGCAACCUUGAAGGCUGGCUUGAGUACUACUACAACGGAUCCUGGGGGACAAUCUGCAAUAGCAACUGGGACAUCCUGGAUGCCAACGUGGUGUGCAGGAUGCUUGGUCACAACUUGGCUGUGACAUCGGUGAGCCAUGACGAGUUCGGUCCAAGCGAAGGACCUAUCCUUCUGAGUGAUGUAGGAUGCACAGGACAGGAGAUGGCCCUUUCGGAAUGUCACCAUGGGCGGUUCUAUCAACACGAUUGCACACACCGUGAUGAUGUUGCAGUUGUUUGCACAGAUGACGUCGAAGUCCGACUCGUGGGCGGGAGCAGCAACAACCAAGGGCGGGUAGAAGUUAACUUCCAAGGUUCUUGGGGGACAGUCUGCGAUGACUAUUGGACCAUUGAGGCUGCUCAUGUUGUCUGUCGAAUGCUGGGGUACCCCGCUGCAGAUGGGUACGAACCAGGUGGUUUCUUCGGACCCGGUGAGGGGGCUGUAGUGUUUGAUGAUGUGCGCUGCACCGGAAACGAGACAAAUCUUGCUGAUUGCAGGCAUCGUGAGACGUUGACCAGUAACUGCGGACAUUCUGAGGAUGUAGGAGUGAUCUGUGCAGAGAUAGUUCCAUCCACAACCUUGCCCCCACCCAUCGUUCCUCUGAAUGUUCGUCUCGCAGACGGUGAGACUAACCGUAGAGGUCGCGUUGAGGUCUUCUACAACGGUAGCUGGGGGACCAUCUGUGAUGACUAUUGGGAUCUUGAUGAUGCUGAGGUUGUCUGCCGUAUGUUGGGGCUAGGGCCCGCUCAAAGGGCAUACGGUGCAUCUGAGUUUGGACCUGGAGAAGGGCAAAUAGUCCUGGAUGAUGUGGAGUGCUCAGGAAUGGAGACCAAUCUGGCUUACUGCAGACAUGGAGGAUUGUUGAAUAACAACUGUGGACAUAGUGAAGAUGCAGGAGUAGUAUGCGCCGCUCCAGAACCAACCAAGCCUCUUCAGGUACGUCUAAUGGGUGGAGCCAGUGAAAUGGAAGGUCGAGUUGAAGUCCUCUACAACAACACCUGGGGAACCAUCUGCGAUGACCUUUGGGACAUCAAUGAUGGCAACGUUGUCUGCAGGAUGCUGAACUACACCAGGGCCGUCAGUACACCAGGAGGAGCAGCAUUCGGCCAAGGGAGUGGACUGAUUGUCCUUGAUAACGUUGAGUGUCAGGGAUAUGAAGCAAGCCUCCUGGAUUGCCAUAGGACCGGUUUCUUGGAGCAUAACUGUGGACAUUCAGAGGAUGCCGGGGUAGUUUGCACAAAUAUAACUGGUACAGAAGCCCCAACAACUCCCAUGCCCAGGCCUAUCGUUGACUUGCAGGUGCGCCUUGCUGGUGGCAGCAAUAAUCGAGAAGGGCGUGUUGAGGUGUUCUACAAUGGUUCUUGGGGAACCGUCUGUGAUGAUUUUUGGGAUAUCAACGAUGGCGUUGUUGUUUGUCGAAUGCUGGGGCUUGGAAGGGCUAUGAGGACGUACGGCGCUGGCCAGUUUGGUUCUGGUGAGGGGCCAAUUGUCCUGGACGAUGUACAGUGCCUCGGAACGGAGGAGAAUCUUGGAGAAUGCCAGCAUGGUGGGUUCAUGGUCAAUAAUUGCCAACACACCGAAGAUGCUGGAGUGCAAUGUAAUGUGGAGUGCCUGACAGGAAGGCAGAAGUUCCUAUUUUCAAAGUCUUCAGUAUUACUCAGCCAGGAAUCAAACCCAUGA